AUGAGGCCUGAGAAUCAGAGCCACGUGUCCAAGUUCCUCCUCGUGGGGCUCCCCAUCCGGCCAGAGCAGCAGGGCAUGUUCUCCGCCUUGUUCCUGGGCAUGUACCUGACCACGGUGCUGGGCAACCUCCUCAUCAUUCUGCUCAUCAGGUUGAACCCUCGCCUCCACACCCCCAUGUACUUUUUCCUCAGCCACUUGGCCCUCACUGAUGUCUCAUUUUCAUCUGUCACUGUCCCUAAGAUGGUGAUAAACAUGCAAACCCAGGAUCAAUCCAUCCCCUAUGCAGGGUGCAUAGCACAGAUGUAUUUUUUCCUACUUUUUGGCUGCAUUGAUGACCUUCUUCUUGUAGUGAUGGCUUAUGACAGGUACGUGGCCAUCUGUCACCCUCUCCACUACACCACCAUCACGAGGGAGGGGCUGUGUAUAUUUCUACUGGCUGGAUCCUGGCUCCUCUCUUGUGUCAGUGCCCUGUCCCACACCAUCCUCCUGGCUCAGCUGUCCUUCUGUGCAGACAACAUCAUCCCACAUUUCUUCUGUGACCUUGCUGCCCUGCUCAAGCUCUCCUGCUCAGACACCUCUCUCAAUGAGCUGGUCAUAUUCACUGCAGGGACUGCAGUUGUCAUUCUUCCACUGAGUGGCAUCCUGGUCUCUUAUGGUCUCAUUGGGGCCUCCAUCCUGAGGGUCCCUUCUACCAAGGGGCUCUGCAAAGCCCUGUCCUCCUGUGGCUCCCACCUCUCUGUGGUGUCUCUAUUCUGUGGAACCACUAUGGCACUGUACUUUUCCACCUCAUCAGGCAAGUCCAAUGACACAGACAUGAUUGCCUCACUGAUGUACACAGCGGUGACCCCCAUGCUGAACCCCUUCAUCUAUAGCCUGAGGAACAGAGACAUGGAAUUGGAUCUGGGAAUUCUUUUCAGAAGCAAUUAUCUUUUCAUCCACAGACAUGAGCAGACCAUGAGGAAGGAGAACCAGAGCAGCAUGUCAGAGUUCCUCCUCCGGGGGCUCCCCAUCCUGCCAGAGCAGCAGGGCAUAUUCUUUGCCCUGUUCCUGGGCGUGUACCUGACCACAGUGCUGGGCAACCUGCUCAUCGUCCUGCUCAUCAGGCUGGACCCUCGCCUCCACACCCCCAUGUACUUCUUCCUCAGCCACUUGGCCUUCACUGAUGUCUCCUUUUCAUCUGUCACCAUCCCUAAGAUGCUGAUGAACAUGCAUACUCAGCAACAAUCCAUCCCCUACGUGGAGUGCAUUUCCCAGAUGUAUUUGUUCAUACUUUUUGGCUGUCUUGACAACUUCCUUCUUGCAGUGAUGGCAUAUGACAGGUACGUGGCCAUAUGUCAGCCACUUCACUACACCACUGUCAUGAGGCAGGAGCUGUGUAUCUCAUUGGUAGCUGUGUCCUGGUUCUUCUGUUGUAUCCAUGCCCUGUUGCACACCCUCCUCUUGGUCCAACUGUCCUUCUGUGCUGAAAAUACCAUCCCCAACUUCUUCUGUGACCUCCCUGCCCUCCUGAAGAUGAGCUGUUCAGACAUUUCCAUCAAUGAGCUGGUCAUCUUUACUGAAGGAGGAAUGCUGUUCAUCUUGCCUCUGAGUAGCAUCUUGGGCUCAUAUGUUCGUAUAGGGACCAUUUUCCUGAGGGUCCCGUCCACUAAGAGACUCUUUAAAGUCUUCUCCACCUGUGGCUCCCACCUCUUUGUGGUAUCUUUGUACUAUGGGACACUUGCUGGUGCUUACUUUUUCUCCUCAUUAUGGAACUCCAAUGACAAAGACAUAAUUGCUUCAGUCAUAUAUACAGUGGUUACGCCCAUGCUGAACCCCUUUAUCUAUAGCCUCAGAAACAGAGAUAUGAAACAAGCCCUAGAAAUAUUUGUCUUUAGGGGUAACUUCUUCAGAUGA
This is a messenger RNA of Budorcas taxicolor (takin), 1893 nucleotides long. RefSeq names its product olfactory receptor 8S1-like. Lineage: Eukaryota; Metazoa; Chordata; Mammalia; Artiodactyla; Bovidae. The coding region runs from base 1 to 1893 and encodes 630 amino acids. Gene Ontology annotation, cellular component: membrane. Gene Ontology annotation, molecular function: olfactory receptor activity; G protein-coupled receptor activity. The transcript is spliced from 2 exons. The record is from RefSeq and is a predicted model, not a curated record. Gene Ontology annotation, biological process: G protein-coupled receptor signaling pathway.